AUGUCCACAAAAACUCCCCACCGCCCACAAAAACACUCCAGCGUAUACGAAAACAACACGCCACCCACAAAACAAAGCCCAGCGCCCACGUACACCUCCAACGGACGCGAAACAACACCCCGCGGACACGAAACAGCGCCCACGUACACCGCCAGCGCCCACGAAACGACGCCCAGCGCCCAUGCCAACGCCCACAAUGCAAUGCCCAGCGGGCACGACGCCAACAAGGACGACAAGACGCCAGGACAACGACACGUGAAAACGAUGACACGACGCGAUGACGCGUCGACAAUGCGCGCCAACGAGACCACUCCCUCCCCCUCCCCUGCUGCUCACCACUCCUUCCUCUCCCUACUGCUCACCCACUACCCACCAUCCCCUUCCCCCUCCCUUACUCCCCCUCCUUUCCUGCUCACCACUCCCUCCCUCUCCUUACCCCCUUCAUUCCCUACCCCCUCCCUUCAUUCCCUACCCCCUUCAUUCCCUACCCCCUGUCUUCAUUCCCUCAUUCCCUACCUCCCCUCUCCCUCACUGCCCCUCCCUUCAGUUCUUCCCCCCCCUCUAGUUCUUCAUUCCCCCCACUCCCCAGCACCCCUACCCCUCCACUCCUUCCUCCCCAGCACCCCUACCCCUCCACUCCUUCCCCCUCACUCCUCCACUCCCUCCACUUUUCCCUCCCUCCACUCCUCCCCCUGCCUCCACUCCUCCCCCUCCCACUAUCUAGAUUCAAUGUAG
Laccaria bicolor S238N-H82 is the source of this 735-nucleotide messenger RNA. RefSeq lists its product as uncharacterized. The record is from RefSeq and is a predicted model, not a curated record. The coding region runs from base 1 to 735 and encodes 244 amino acids. Lineage: Eukaryota; Fungi; Basidiomycota; Agaricomycetes; Agaricales; Hydnangiaceae. The transcript has a single exon.